Messenger RNA from Epithele typhae, 1017 nucleotides. RefSeq lists its product as uncharacterized. The record is from RefSeq and is a predicted model, not a curated record. The transcript is spliced from 12 exons. Bases 1 to 1017 code for a protein of 338 amino acids. NCBI's taxonomy places the organism in Eukaryota, Fungi, Basidiomycota, Agaricomycetes, Polyporales, Epitheliaceae.
AUGCUAGUAUUCCAGUUUGUAGAGAUGACGAUCCUACUCCUCUGCGUCGAAAUCAGUCUCGUUCUGAGGAUCGACGCAUUAUAUCAUCGCUCACAUAGAGUGCGAUGGGUGGUUGGAGUCUCUCUCCUCCUAACGACUGCGUCGUCGUUCAUUUUCACCUUCAUGCUAUACCCUACGCCCUUGCAAUUACCGCCUGGAGUACCGUUUAGAGGUUGCUUCAUUCCGGAUGAUAUCGCGAUCAAACUAACCUGGGUCCCGAUAUUGUUAUUCGAAACUUUGAUUUUCGGCCUCAAUACCGCCAAGUGUAUAUCAUAUGGUCGUCUAAAACACAUGCCUCUAGUCUAUCAACUGGUUCGCGACAAUAGUGCAUACUACCUCAUACUAUUGGUAUUUGUAUCCCUGAACACGAUCUUUCAAGCCAUAGGCACCCCAACUACGGCAGUAAUUUUCUCCAGCUGGCUCCCUGCCGUCCUGUCAUAUUCGGGAUGUCACCUCCUCCUCAGCAUUCGGAAGACGGUCGCGCUCAGGCAAAAAGUUGAUACCCCCACCUUUGUUGACGGCUUUGACCACGACGCUGUGCCGCACAUCAGCCUCGACCUCUAUUCCUUCACCGCCGAGAUCGACACCGAGCAUAUGCCCGCAACCCUCCUCGCCUCGCCGAUCUCACCCACCCCCGCGCGUGCGAUCCGCGUGAUGAGCGCAGACGGCGAGCGCCCCCGCUCGUCCGGCGGGCUCGGGCUCGGGCUCCCGCACGCCCUGGGCAUGCGCCGACCCGUGUCCGCCCCCGUCGAGAGUUCGCCGCCGCGCCUGUGGGCGGAGGAUGGCGGGCGGCGGGACGCUGCCCCGGCCCGCACGUUCGAGCGCGACGUAGGGACGACGAGGAGCUCGCUCAGGCGCGAGCUCCGCAGGACGCGGACGCGGCGGCCAAUCGGUGACUGGGACUUCUCGGUGGACUCGUACGGGGAGGAGGAUGAGGAUGGGGAUGUGGAGGAACAGGCGAACGACGUGUACGAGUAA